AUGGGCUGGUUCUGUAGGAUUGUCUGUCUUUUCUGGGGAGUGUUACUUACAGCAAGAGCAAACUACCAAAAUGGGAAGAACAAUGUGCCAAGGCUGAAAUUAUCCUACAAAGAAAUGUUGGAAUCCAACAAUGUGAUCACUUUCAAUGGCUUGGCCAACAGCUCCAGUUAUCAUACCUUCCUUUUGGAUGAGGAACGGAGCAGGCUGUAUGUUGGAGCAAAGGAUCACAUAUUUUCAUUCAACCUGGUUAAUAUCAAGGAUUUUCAAAAGAUUGUAUGGCCAGUGUCUUACACUAGAAGGGAUGAAUGCAAGUGGGCUGGGAAAGAUAUUUUGAAAGAAUGUGCUAAUUUCAUCAAGGUGCUUAAGGCUUAUAAUCAGACACACUUGUACGCCUGUGGAACUGGGGCUUUUCAUCCAAUUUGUACCUACAUUGAAAUUGGACAUCAUCCUGAGGAUGACAUUUUUAAGCUGGAAGAUUCACAUUUUGAAAAUGGCCGUGGGAAGAGUCCAUAUGACCCUAAACUGCUAACAGCAUCUCUUUUAAUAGAUGGAGAAUUAUACUCUGGAACAGCAGCUGAUUUUAUGGGGCGAGACUUUGCUAUCUUCCGAACUCUUGGGCACCACCACCCAAUUAGGACAGAGCAGCAUGAUUCCAGGUGGCUCAAUGAUCCAAGGUUUAUUAGUGCCCACCUCAUCCCAGAGAGUGAUAACCCUGAAGAUGAUAAAGUAUAUUUUUUCUUCCGUGAAAAUGCAAUAGAUGGAGAACACACUGGAAAAGCCACUCAUGCUAGAAUAGGUCAGAUAUGCAAGAAUGACUUUGGAGGACACAGAAGUCUGGUAAAUAAAUGGACAACAUUCCUCAAAGCUCGUCUGAUUUGCUCAGUGCCAGGUCCAAAUGGCAUUGACACUCAUUUUGACGAAUUGCAGGAUGUAUUCCUAAUGAAUUCUAAAGAUCCUAAAAAUCCAAUUGUAUAUGGAGUGUUUACAACUUCCAGUAACAUUUUCAAAGGGUCAGCUGUGUGUAUGUAUAGCAUGAGCGAUGUGAGAAGAGUGUUCCUUGGUCCAUAUGCUCACAGGGAUGGUCCCAACUAUCAGUGGGUGCCUUAUCAAGGAAGAGUCCCCUACCCACGACCUGGAACUUGUCCCAGCAAAACAUUUGGUGGAUUUGACUCUACGAAAGACCUUCCAGAUGAUGUUAUAAUGUUUGCAAGAAGUCAUCCAGCCAUGUACAAUCCGGUGUUUCCUAUUAAUAACCGCCCGAUAAUGAUCAAAACAGAUGUGAAUUAUCAGUUUACACAAAUUGUAGUGGAUAGAGUGGAUGCAGAAGAUGGCCAGUAUGAUGUCAUGUUUAUUGGAACAGAUGUUGGAACCGUUCUUAAAGUAGUUUCAAUUCCUAAGGAGACUUGGCAUGAUUUAGAAGAAGUUCUGCUGGAAGAAAUGACAGUUUUUCGGGAACCAACUACUAUUUCAGCAAUGGAGCUUUCCACUAAGCAGCAACAACUAUACAUCGGCUCCCUGACGGGGGUUGCCCAGCUCCCUUUACACCGAUGCGAUAUUUACGGGAAAGCCUGCGCAGAGUGCUGCCUUGCCCGAGACCCUUACUGUGCCUGGGAUGGCUCCUCAUGCUCUCGCUAUUUUCCUACUGCAAAGAGACGAACAAGACGACAAGAUAUAAGAAAUGGAGACCCACUAACUCACUGUUCAGACUUACAACAUCAUGAUAAUCACCAUGGCCACAGCCUCGAAGAAAGAAUUAUCUAUGGAGUAGAAAAUAGUAGCACGUUCCUGGAAUGCAGUCCAAAGUCACAGCGAGCUCUGGUCUAUUGGCAAUUCCAGAGGCGAAAUGAAGAGAGAAAAGAAGAGAUUAGAGUGGAUGAUCAUAUCAUCAGGACAGAACAAGGCCUUCUACUGCGUAGCCUUCAGCGGAAGAAUUCAGGCAAUUACCUGUGUCAUGCCGUAGAGCACGGCUUCAUGCAAACUCUUCUUAAAGUGACCCUGGAAGUCAUCGACACAGAACAUUUGGAAGAACUUCUUCAUAAAGAUGAUGAUGGAGAUGGCUCUAAGACCAAAGAAAUGUCUAACAGCAUGACCCCCAGCCAGAAGGUCUGGUACAGAGACUUCAUGCAGCUCAUCAACCACCCUAACCUAAACACAAUGGAUGAGUUCUGUGAACAAGUUUGGAAAAGGGACCGAAAACAACGUCGGCAAAGGCUAGGACAUACCCAAGGGAACAGUAACAAAUGGAAGCACUUACAGGAAAAUAAGAAAGGUAGAAAUAGGAGGACCCACGAAUUUGAGAGGGCACCCAGGAGUGUCUGAGCUGCAUUACCUCUACAAACUUCAAACAAGUAGAAACUUGCCUAAGACAAUAACUGGAAAAAAUGCAAUAUACAUGAACUUUUUUCAUGGCAU
This is a messenger RNA of Pteropus alecto (black flying fox), 2412 nucleotides long. It is a transcript of the gene SEMA3A, whose product is annotated as semaphorin 3A. Gene Ontology annotation, molecular function: chemorepellent activity; neuropilin binding; semaphorin receptor binding. The transcript has 17 exons. Bases 1 to 2319 code for a protein of 772 amino acids. Gene Ontology annotation, biological process: positive regulation of neuron migration; neural crest cell migration; negative regulation of axon extension involved in axon guidance. The record is from RefSeq and is a predicted model, not a curated record. NCBI's taxonomy places the organism in Eukaryota, Metazoa, Chordata, Mammalia, Chiroptera, Pteropodidae.